Messenger RNA from Etheostoma cragini (Arkansas darter), 2901 nucleotides. It is a transcript of the gene grk6, whose product is annotated as G protein-coupled receptor kinase 6. The transcript has 14 exons. Gene Ontology annotation, biological process: signal transduction; protein phosphorylation; regulation of signal transduction. The record is from RefSeq and is a predicted model, not a curated record. NCBI's taxonomy places the organism in Eukaryota, Metazoa, Chordata, Actinopteri, Perciformes, Percidae. Bases 107 to 1462 code for a protein of 451 amino acids. Gene Ontology annotation, molecular function: G protein-coupled receptor kinase activity; ATP binding. Gene Ontology annotation, cellular component: plasma membrane; cytoplasm.
GUACGAGGUGGCUCCAGAUGAGAAGAGGAAGGAGUGCGGCCAGGAACUCAUUGACAAAUACUUCAACCCAAAGUCGGAGGAAUGCGUGCCCGAGGUGGAGGAGGCCAUGAUGGCUCAAUGCACCGAGAGGCUGCAGCAGGAGGCCUGCAAAGAGCUCUUCAAGGACUGUACCAAAUUGAUCCACGACUACCUGAGCAUGGCGCCCUUCGCCGACUACCUCGACAGCAUGUACUACAACAGGUUCCUGCAGUGGAAGUGGCUGGAGAGGCAGCCGGUGACAAAAAACACCUUCCGACAGUACAGAGUUUUAGGGAAAGGAGGCUUUGGAGAGGUGUGUGCGUGUCAGGUACGUGCCACGGGGAAAAUGUACGCCUGUAAGAAACUGGAGAAGAAGAGGAUAAAGAAGAGGAAAGGAGAGUCCAUGGCGCUCAACGAGAAACAGAUCCUGGAGAAAGUCAACAGCAGAUUCGUGGUGAGCCUAGCGUACGCCUACGAGACGAAGGACGCCCUGUGCCUCGUGUUGACCCUCAUGAACGGCGGAGACCUCAAGUUCCACAUCUACCACAUGGGCGAGGCGGGUUUCGACGAGAAGAGAGCCGUCUUCUACGCCGCCGAGAUCUGCUGCGGGCUGGAGGACCUGCACCGAGAACGCAUCGUCUACAGAGAUCUCAAACCAGAGAACAUCCUGCUGGACGACCACGGCCACAUCAGGAUAUCAGACCUGGGUUUAGCGGUCCAUGUACCAGAGGGACAGACCAUAAAGGGACGGGUGGGGACAGUGGGGUACAUGGCUCCGGAGGUGGUGAAAAACGAGCGCUACACCUUCAGCCCCGACUGGUGGGCGUUGGGCUGCCUGCUGUACGAGAUGAUCGAGGGCCAGUCCCCCUUCCAGCAGAGGAAGAAGAAGAUCAAGAGGGAGGAAGUGGAGCGGCUGGUGAGGGACGUGGAGGAGGAAUACACCAGCAAGUUCUCCGAGGAUGCCAAGUCCCUCUGCAAAAUGCUAUUGGCCAAAGACCCCGCAGACAGGCUGGGCAGCCAGGGGGGCGGAGCCACGGAGGUCAAAGCCCACGCCAUCUUCCGCUCAAUCAACUUCAAACGCCUGGAGGCCGGCAUGCUGCAGGCGCCCUUCGUACCCGAUCCGCAGGCCAUCUACUGUAAGGACGUGCUGGACAUCGAGCAGUUCUCCACCGUGAAAGGCGUGGAGCUGGAGCCGAAAGACGAGUCCUUCUACAGCAAAGUGUCCACGGGCAGCGUCUCCAUUCCCUGGCAGGACGAGAUGAUCGAGACGGAGUGCUUCACCGAGCUGAAUGUCUUCCACCAGGACGGAGCGGUUCCUCCGGACCUGGACUGGAGGGGACAGCCGUCUCCUCCGCCCAAACAGGGACUCCUGCAGCGGCUGUUUGGCCGACAGGACUGCUGUGGUAACUGCAGUGACAGUGACGAGGAGCCCACCCGGCUGUGACACACACACACACAAGAUCCCAUUUGUUUACAACUUUUGCACAUUUGUAUUUUUAAGCAUAGUACUAUCUCUAAAUGUCAGAAUGUAUAUUUUCAGCAUAGCCAUAAUGUUUUUAAUGUUAUUUAAGAAGUCGUGAGAUAUAGACUGCCGACGCGCUCCAGACGAGGGGACGGGACCCUACAGACGAUGAACAUAUGUUUCUCUUCUUAUUGUUUUGUUGAUUUCUCUUGUCCAGGGAAGGCUUUGCUUUGAUAUUGAUCCACUUAACAAAAGUCCAUGGAACUGAUCUGGGAGCUGCCUCUGGCCACUGGGCAGCUCCACUAUGGGACUAUAACCUGCUGUAAAAGUGCCUUGCUGGAGGGCACUGUGACAGUGGGAACUGAGGGAGGUCAAAGCACUCCUCAAACUCUUUACCUGUCCCUGCUUUCUUCAGGAAGUAAAACCAGUGACUUUCAGCUCAAUAACUGUGACCACAUGUCUUCAUACUGCUGUGAACCAACCUCCACCGCUCUUCUUCUACUUCAUUUUCUUCUAUUUAAGUCUUUCAAAAGUGUGAUUUGCUUUUAUUGGUCGAACAUUAUGGGGUUCAGAGUGAAGUCGUCUACAUCUGCAGAUAUUUUUUAUAUCGUUAGUAUUGUCGUUUUUAAUUUUUUCAGACAAACUGAGUAGUUCAGUGCGGCUCCAGCGACUCUUGUCAGUUCUGUCAGAUUUUACACCACCUUCGUGGGUUCAGUGAGUCAUUUUCACGCUCUGAUUAAUCACGCUGCUUUUACCAACGUGCUUGUGUUAUUUUUCGGAGAUUUUUCCUUUUUUUUAAACCCAAUGAACGACUCCCACUGUGAGCCCUAUCUUGUGUCUUUGCUGGUUUAGAUCAACACCGACGCAGUCGCAAAUGUCCCGUCCAGCGCCCGCGUCAUUUAAAUAGCAAAUGCACCUGCGCCCGUCUGUGGUGUGUUCAGGGACAUUCUGGGCGUGAUGCUAUCUUGAGGCGGCGGGAAGCGAUCACUCCAUUUACCAACAAAAACCUGGUCUAAAGUCGAUGAGAGUUUUUCGCGGCUGACGUGGCUCAGUUGCUGAUUUUCAGGUGAAUGUUAAUGUUAUAACGGCUGCAUUUAAACCCGGGGAAACAUCCUUCCAUUGGCCCUCAUGCAGCAACGUCCCCUUUACUUCCUCUUAUAUUUUCCUGUUGAGAGGACACAUAAGAGAAGUCAUCUCCCGAUGCACUUAACGAGCCAAAACUGCUCCUACCCAGGGGUCCUGAUGAAUCCCACUUGAUCAUAAUUGUUUAUUAGCACAGGUAACACCCCCUAAGAGCAGCAACAAAAAACAAAAAAGUGCAGAAACGCCACAAAUAAAAGGCUGUGAGAAGAACUGCAGCAGCUGUGAAAUGUUAAAUAAACAGACACAAAGUGAGAUUUUUCAGAGCUUCAGUACUAGCA